AUGGGCAGUGCGAUCCCCGUGUGUCGUCAGGCGCAGACCAACCUGGAGGUGUGUCUGUACCGCUUCCUGUGGAGCCCGGACACGGAGGCGGUGCUGGUCGCCAUGUCCUGCUUCAGGCACUUGUGCGAGGAGGCCGACAUCCGCAGCGCCGCAGACGAGGUCCCGGUCCAGAACAUUCUCCCCAACUACCCCACCUUCAGCGAGCUCGCCUCCGUCAGCAACAUGAUGGGCACCGGCCGAUCGACGUUACAGAAGAGAGUCAUGGCUUUGUUACGGAGAGUGGAACAUCCCACACCGGGAAACAUCGAUGCCUGGGAGGGCACGUACACCAAGUGGGACCAAGUCACCAAACAGAUCCUCAACUUCCCCAAAAACAAAGCAGACGACGGACAGCAGGAGUGGAUCAACAUGACCGGCUUCCUGUGUGCUCUGGGGGGAGUGUGUCUGCAGCAUAGGAGCACCCCGGGCCCCGUCACCUACAGCCCCCCCAUGGGCCCCAUGUCGGAGCGCAAACACUCCAUGAUCUCCAUGGGCCUCUGCGACGGCUCCCUCGGCCUCAGCUCCUCCUGCUCCUCCAACGCCUCAAACGCCUCCAACGAGAGCCCCGUCAGCAGGUUCCUGGACCGGCUGCUGGCCCUGCUGGUUUGUGGACACGACAGAGUGGGACUUCACGUCAGGAACAACGUGAAGGAUCUUCUGGGGAUGGAGCUGAGUCCGGCUCUCUACCCUCUGCUCUUCAAUAAACUGAGGAACAGCAUCGGCAAGUUCUUCGACACACAGGGACCGUUUCAUAUGGAGAGAGAGGCUGGAGUGUGGGGAGAGAGAGGCCGGAGUGUGGGGGGAGAGAGAGAGGCCGGAGUGUGGGGGGAGAGAGAGGCCGGAGUGUGGGGGGAGAGAGAGGCCGGAGUGUGGGGGGAGAGAGAGGCCGGAGUGGGGGGGAGAGCCGGAGUGUGGGGGGAGAGAGAGGCCGGAGUGUGGGGGGAGAGAGAGGCCGGAGUGUGGGGGGAGAGAGAGGCCGGAGUGUGGGGGGAGAGAGAGGCCGGAGUGUGGGGGGAGAGAGAGGCCGGAGUGUGGGGGGAGAGAGAGGCCGGAGUGUGGGGGGAGAGAGAGGCCGGAGUGUGGGGGGAGAGAGAGGCCGGAGUGUGGGGGGAGAGAGAGGCCGGAGUGUGGGGGGAGAGAGAGGCCGGAGUGUGGGGGGAGAGAGAGGAGGGCCGGAGUGUGGGGGGAGGAGAGAGAGAGGCCGGAGUGUGGGGGGAGAGAGAGGCCGGAGUGUGGGGGGAGAGAGAGGCCGGAGUGUGGGGGGAGAGAGAGGCCGGAGUGUGGGGGGAGAGAGAGGCCGGAGUGUGGGGGGAGAGAGAGGCCGGAGUGUGGGGGGAGAGAGAGGCCGGAGUGUGGGGGGAGAGAGAGGCCGGAGUGUGGGGGGAGAGAGAGGCCGGAGUGUGGGGGGAGAGAGAGGCCGGAGUGUGGGGGGAGAGAGAGGCCGGAGUGUGGGGGGAGAGAGAGGCCGGAGUGUGGGGGGAGAGAGAGGCCGGAGUGUGGGGGGAGAGAGAGGCCGGAGUGUGGGGGGAGAGAGAGGCCGGAGUGUGGGGGGAGAGAGAGGCCGGAGUGUGGGGGGGGGGAGAGAGAGGCCGGAGUGUGGGGGGAGAGAGAGGCCGGAGUGUGGGGGGAGAGAGAGGCCGGAGUGUGGGGGGAGAGAGAGGCCGGAGUGUGGGGGGAGAGAGAGGCCGGAGUGUGGGGGGAGAGAGAGGCCGGAGUGUGGGGGGAGAGAGAGGCCGGAGUGUGGGGGGAGAGAGAGGCCGGAGUGUGGGGGGAGAGAGAGGCCGGAGUGUGGGGGGAGAGAGAGGCCGGAGUGUGGGGGGAGAGAGAGGCCGGAGUGUGGGGGGAGAGAGAGGCCGGAGCGUGGGGGGAGAGAGAGGCCGGAGCGUGGGGGGAGAGAGAGGCCGGAGCGUGGGGGGAGAGAGAGGCCGGAGCGUGGGGGGAGAGAGAGGCCGGAGCGUGGGGGGAGAGAGAGGCCGGAGCGUGGGGGGAGAGAGAGGCCGGAGCGUGGGGGGAGAGAGAGAGAGGCCGGAGCGUGGGGGGAGAGAGGCCGGAGCGUGGGGGGAGAGAGGGCCGGAGCGUGGGGGGAGAGAGAGGCCGGAGCGUGGGGGGAGAGAGAGGCCGGAGCGUGGGGGGAGAGAGAGGCCGGAGCGUGGGGGGAGAGAGAGGCCGGAGCGUGGGGGGAGAGAGAGAGGCCGGAGCGUGAGGGGGGAGAGAGAGGCCGGAGCGUGGGGGGGAGAGAGGCCGGAGCGUGGGGGGGGAGAGAGGCCGGAGCGUGGGGGGGGAGAGAGGCCGGAGCGUGGGGGGGGGGGAGAGAGGCCGGAGCGUGGGGGGGGGAGAGAGGCCGGAGCGUGGGGGGGGAGAGAGGCCGGAGCGUGGGGGGGGGCGAGCGUGGGGGGGGAGAUAGAGGCCGGAGCGUGGGGGGAGAUAGAGGCCGGAGCGUGGGGGGAGAUAGAGGCCGGAGCGUGGGGGGAGAGAGAGGCCGGAGCGUGGGGGGAGAGAGAGGCCGGAGCGUGGGGGGAGAGAGGCCGGAGCGUGGGGGGGAGAGGCCGGAGCGUGGGGGGAGAGAGGCCGGAGCGUGGGGGGGGAGAGGGUGGGGGGAGAGAGGCCGGAGCGUGGGGGGGGAGAGGGUGGGGGGAGAGAGGGCGGAGCGUGGGGGGGGAGAGGGUUCCCAUCAACGACACCAACACUCAGUUUGUAGAGCAGACCAUCGCCAUCAUGAAGAACCUCCUGGACAACCACACAGACGGCAGCUCCGAGCACCUGGGCCAGGCCAGCAUCGAGACCAUGAUGCUCAACCUCGUCAGAUACGUGAGGAUUCUGGGAAAUGUAAUCCACGCCAUUCAGAUCAAAACCAAACUGUGCCAGCUGGUGGAGGUGAUGAUGGAGCGACGGGACGACCUCUCCUUCUGCCAAGAGAUGAAGUUCAGGAACAAAAUGGUGGAGUAUCUGACCGACUGGGUCAUGGGGACGUCCAAUCAGGCGGCCGACGACGACAUCAAGUGCCUGACCAGGGACUUGGACCAGGCCAGUAUGGAGGCGGUGGUGUCCCUGCUGGCGGGGUUACCUCUGCAGCCAGAGGAGGGCGACGGCGUGGAGCUGAUGGAGGCCAAAUCCCAACUCUUCCUCAAGUACUUCACCCUCUUCAUGAACCUGCUGAACGACUGCUCGGAGGUGGAGGAUGACGGACAGGCGGUGGGCGGGCGGAAGCGAGGGAUGUCCCGGCGCCUGGCCUCCCUCCGUCACUGCACCGUCCUCGCCAUGUCCAACCUGCUCAACGCCAACGUGGACAGCGGCCUCAUGCACUCCAUCGGCCUGGGGUACCACAAAGACCUCCAGACCAGAGCCACCUUCAUGGAGGUCCUGACGAAGAUCCUGCAGCAGGGCACGGAGUUCGACACGCUGGCAGAGACCGUCCUGGCCGACCGCUUCGAGAGGCUGGUGGAGCUGGUGACCAUGAUGGGAGACCAGGGGGAGCUGCCCAUCGCCAUGGCGCUGGCCAACGUGGUGCCCGGCUCUCAGUGGGACGAGUUGGCCCGGGUCCUGGUCACGCUGUUUGACUCCCGCCACCUUCUCUAUCAGCUGCUCUGGAACAUGUUUUCUAAAGAGGUGGAGCUCGCAGACUCCAUGCAGACGCUGUUCAGAGGAAACAGCCUGGCCAGCAAGAUCAUGACCUUCUGCUUCAAGGUAAACCUCCGCUUAACCACGACUCUCACCGCUCUGGCCAGUCUCACCUCUCUGGCCAGUCUCACCUCUCUGGCCAGUCUCAGCUCUCUGGCCAGUCUCAGCUCUCUGGCCAGUCUCACCGCUCUGGCCAGUCUCAGCUCUCUGGCCAGUCUCACCGCUCUGGCCAGUCUCACCUCUCUGGCCAGUCUCAGCUCUGGCCAGUCUCACCGCUCUGGCCAUCUCACCGCUCUGGCCGCUCUGGCCAGUCUCACCGCUCUGGCCAGUCUCACCUCUCUGGCCAGUCUCACCUCUCUGGCCAGUCUCACCGCUCUGGCCAGUCUCACCGCUCUGGCCGCUCUGGCCAGUCUCACCGCUCUGGCCAGUCUCACCUCUCUGGCCGCUCUGGCCAGUCUCACCGCUCUGGCCAGUCUCAGCUCUCUGGCCAGUCUCACCGCUCUGGCCAGUCUCACCUCUCUGGCCAGUCUCACCUCUCUGGCCAGUCUCACCUCUCUGGCCAGUCUCACCUCUCUGGCCAGUCUCACCUCUCUGGCCAGUCUCACCUCUCUGGCCAGUCUCACAUCUCUGGCCAGUCUCACAUCUCUGGCCAGUCUCAGCUCUCUGGCCAGUCUCACCGCUCUGGCCAGUCUCACCGCUCUGGCCAUCUCAGCUCUGGCCAGUCUCACCGCUCUGGCCAGUCUCACCGCUCUGGCCAGUCUCACCUCUCUGGCCAGUCUCACCUCUCUGGCCAGUCUCACCUCUCUGGCCAGUCUCACCUCUCUGGCCAGUCUCACCUCUCUGGCCAGUCUCACCGCUCUGGCCAGUCUCACCGCUCUGGCCGCUCUGGCCAGUCUCACCGCUCUGGCCAGUCUCACCUCUCUGGCCGCUCUGGCCAGUCUCACCGCUCUGGCCAGUCUCAGCUCUCUGGCCAGUCUCACCGCUCUGGCCAGUCUCACCGCUCUGGCCAGUCUCACCUCUCUGGCCAGUCUCACCUCUCUGGCCAGUCUCACCUCUCUGGCCAGUCUCACCUCUCUGGCCAGUCUCACCUCUCUGGCCAGUCUCACCUCUCUGGCCAGUCUCACCUCUCUGGCCAGUCUCACAUCUCUGGCCAGUCUCACAUCUCUGGCCAGUCUCAGCUCUCUGGCCAGUCUCACCGCUCUGGCCAGUCUCACCGCUCUGGCCAGUCUCACCUCUCUGGCCAGUCUCACCUCUCUGGCCAGUCUCAGCUCUCUGGCCAGUCUCAGCUCUCUGGCCAGUCUCAGCUCUCUGGCCAGUCUCAGCUCUCUGGCCAGUCUCAGCUCUCUGGCCAGUCUCAGCUCUCUGGCCAGUCUCAGCUCUCUGGCCAGUCUCAGCUCUCUGGCCAGUCUCAGCUCUCUGGCCAGUCUCAGCUCUCUGGCCAGUCUCAGCUCUCUGGCCAGUCUCAGCUCUCUGGCCAGUCUCAGCUCUCUGGCCAGUCUCAGCUCUGGCCACUCUCUGGCCAGUCUCAGCUCUCUGGCCAGUCUCAGCUCUCUGGCCAGUCUCAGCUCUCUGGCCAGUCUCACCUCUCUGGCCAGUCUCACCUCUCUGGCCAGUCUCACCUCUCUGGCCAGUCUCAGCUCUCUGGCCAGUCUCACCGCUCUGGCCAGUCUCACCGCUCUGGCCAGUCUCAGCUCUCUGGCCAGUCUCACCGCUCUGGCCAGUCUCACCUCUCUGGCCAGUCUCAGCUCUGGCCAGUCUCACCGCUCUGGCCAGUCUCACCGCUCUGGCCAUCUCAGUCUCAGCUCUCUGGCCAGUCUCAGCUCUCUGGCCAGUCUCAGCUCUCUGGCCAGUCUCAGCUCUCUGGCCAGUCUCAGCUCUCUGGCCAGUCUCAGCUCUCUGGCCAGUCUCAGCUCUCUGGCCAGUCUCAGCUCUCUGGCCAGUCUCAGCUCUCUGGCCAGUCUCAGCUCUCUGGCCAGUCUCACCUCUCUGGCCAGUCUCAGCUCUCUGACCAGUCUCAGCUCUCUGACCAGUCUCACCGCUCUGGCCAGUCUCACCGCUCUGGCCAGUCUCACCUCUCUGGCCAGUCUCACCUCUCUGGCCAGUCUCACCGCUCUGGCCAGUCUCACCGCUCUGGCCGCUCUGGCCAGUCUCACCGCUCUGGCCAGUCUCACCUCUCUGGCCGCUCUGGCCAGUCUCACCUCUCUGGCCGUCCUGGCCAGUCUCACAUCUCUGGCCAGUCUCAGCUCUCUGGCCAGUCUCACCGCUCUGGCCAGUCUCACCGCUCUGGCCAGUCUCACCGCUCUGGCCAGUCUCACCUCUCUGGCCAGUCUCACCUCUCUGGCCAGUCUCAGCUCUGGCCAGUCUCACCGCUCUGGCCAGUCUCACCGCUCUGGCCAUCUCAGCUCUCUGGCCAGUCUCACCGCUCUGGCCAGUCUCACCGCUCUGGCCAGUCUCACCGCUCUGGCCAGUCUCACCUCUCUGGCCAGUCUCACCUCUCUGGCCAGUCUCACCUCUCUGGCCAGUCUCACCUCUCUGGCCAGUCUCACCCCUGGUGUUUACGGAGCGGCGUAUCUGCAGAAACUCCUGGAGCCACUUCUACGAGGCGUCAUCACCACACCUGAACACAUCAGCUUUGAGGUCGACCCCACCAGGCUGGACCAGGGGGAGAACCUGGACGAGAACCAGAGGAACCUCCUGCAGAUCACCGAGCGCUUCUUCCAGGCCAUAAUCGGGUCGUCCAGCGAGUUCCCGCCUCAGCUCCGCAGCGUCUGCCACUGUCUCUACCAGGCUACUUGCCACUCGCUACUGAAUAAAGCUACCGUAAAAGAAAAAAAGGAAAACAAAAAAGCAGUAGUCAGUCAGCGCUUCCCUCAGAACAGCAUCGGCGCCGUGGGCAGUGCCAUGUUUUUGAGGUUUGUCAAUCCGGCCAUCGUGUCGCCGUACGAAGCCGGGAUUCUGGACAAGAAGCCUCAACCGCGGAUCGAGCGGGGACUCAAGCUCAUGUCAAAGGUCAGAGACACGUUUAAGGCUUUUGAGUUUAACUGA
Knipowitschia caucasica is the source of this 6702-nucleotide messenger RNA. The record is from the annotation of a GenBank genome assembly. NCBI's taxonomy places the organism in Eukaryota, Metazoa, Chordata, Actinopteri, Gobiiformes, Gobiidae.